AUGCGGAUUCCUGCCAUAAUCAGUGCAUAUGUGUGCUUUUUGCUUACCACAGCUUUGAGCAUCGAUAUCACGGAGUCUGAACUGCUGUUGCUUAUUUCGUUGUCGCGCCAUGGAAGUCGUGCACCGAAUCCGUCAGUAAAAGCAAAUUGUCCGAAUAAUUUACCAAACAUCAAGUCGUAUGAUGUGCCACUUGAGCAGCUCACGGAGCGAGGAAUGAAGGAAAUGGAGGAGGUGGGUCAACAUAUUCGCAACGUCUAUGUGCACGAAAAAGGCUUUCUAUCUUCAACAUUUAAUGGACCAGAAGAUGAUCGUCAUUUCGAGGGAUAUUUCCGAGCCGACGCUGCAAAUCGAUGUGGUCAAAGUGCAGUAUCGAUGGGUUAUGGAUUGUAUCCCAACGGCACCGGCCCCGGUGGAUACUCUCAGCAACCGAUUCCAGUGUAUAUGCAAUUGUUUGAGAAUGAACACGAUUUUACUGCUAACGGUCCUUGCUGGUCAGUUAUGUCUGCAAACAAUAAAGUAUAUACGAAUGGUCGAGCAGCAAUCGCCAUCGAAAGGCACAAAAAGUCACUUGAAACGCUUGCUAAUAUUUGCGGAAAAUUUUUUUACAUUAGCAAUGAUCCAGUGACGGCGAUCAAAGAUGUGAAUGACAUGUUUCUUUUUGAUCUAAACGAAGGUCAUGAUCCGCUUUUGGGACUUACGCCUGAGUUGUUGCAAGACAUCUCUGAGCUUGCGUUUCAACAUCUAAUUGAGCGACUAUAUUCAACCCCUACUCAGAUCACAGUUUCGAUAGGAGGGUUUCCACAGCUUCUAAUUCGAAACUUGCGUGAAGGCGCUUCGCCGAAUAAAAACCCGGAAAACCCGAAGUAUCUAUCAUAUCAUGGCCAUCGUGAGCUUAUGCAUGGAUUAGGUUUCAUGAUAGGCAUGAAGUUUCAGUUUGAAGGUCUACCCAAAUACAAUGGUUCCACGCCAUUGCAUCCAGCUUCGACGCUGUUCUUUGAAUUGCAUCGCAAAGCUGACAAUCAUUUCGUGCAGAUCUUCUUGUGGUCACCGUUUAGCCCCCGUACAGCCAUCAAACUUGAUACAUGCGAACUAGAGUGUCCACUUAGUGAUUUUACUGCCAUUAUCGAAAGCUUUAUUAAGUCCACUGGUCCAUGGCAAGACAUUUGCUCGUACCACCCGGUAAAUAUGCCUGUCGUUAAGGAUACCAAACCAAACGAUGUGUAUACUGACACAACUGGCAAUAUAAAAGAUGCGCAAGUCGAAAAAGCAGGCGCUCUGUGGUCAAUUGUAACGGCUAGUGGCUUUGUAUCUCUAGGAACUAUUGGUGGUAUCACGUACCAGCGCUUCAUGAGCCGUCGUGGCUAUCAGCCCAUGUGA
Molecule: messenger RNA, 1377 nt
Organism: Plasmopara halstedii
Lineage: Eukaryota; Oomycota; Peronosporomycetes; Peronosporales; Peronosporaceae
Exons: 1
Coding region: 1-1377 (458 amino acids)
Biological process (GO): dephosphorylation
Molecular function (GO): phosphatase activity
Source: RefSeq, a predicted model, not a curated record